AUGGCCGAUCCAAAUCUCUACACGUAUGCGUCUCCUCUGAAAGGCUACGAAGGCCUCGAGCCACUAUCAAAUGAAAGGGCUGAGGACGGGAAAUCCUACGUAAACCCACCAAUCGAGAAGAAGAGCGAAGCAUACAAGUCCUUUGUAGCUCCUAUAACGAACGGCAUUCGAGGAGGCUUCGAGUCAUCUGAUAAAGAGGAAGUGAAGUUCGCCAACGAGCUGUGGGAACGGAUACGCCGCGAAUUCCCCGAAUUGCGCAUUUACCGAGUAUGGGACCGGCCUAUUGGACCCCAUCCUCUCGCCAUGUUUGAAGUCAACAUCUUCACGCCCGAGCAAUUCGGUGCUUUCAUUCCGUGGCUCGUGAUCAACAGGGGGCCAUUGUCUGCACUAAUUCACCCAAACACCGACGAUGAGUUGAGAGACCACACGCAAAGAGCGACCUGGAUGGGGCAACCACUGCCUGUGAGCACAAAGAUGUUCAAGAAGACGGCCGAGACAUUGUGA
Alternaria conjuncta is the source of this 504-nucleotide messenger RNA. RefSeq lists its product as uncharacterized. NCBI's taxonomy places the organism in Eukaryota, Fungi, Ascomycota, Dothideomycetes, Pleosporales, Pleosporaceae. The coding region runs from base 1 to 504 and encodes 167 amino acids. The record is from RefSeq and is a predicted model, not a curated record. The transcript has 5 exons.